CCACUCAGCCGGGAGACCGAGGCGCUGCACUGAGCGCUCGCCGCCGCCCAGCCUCUCCUCGAGUGCCUAUCUCUUAGCAGGACAACCGGGAGUGAGAAGUGGUCCAGAUCCCGAGGGUGGAAAGGGCGAGUCUUUCUGGCUUCUCUCCUAUCUUGCCUCUUUCCCCAAUCUCCUUCCCACUAGUGUGCGAGCGAGUGUGUGAGCCAUGGAGCAAAGAGCCUGGACUCUGCAGUGUACUGCUUUCGCUCUCUUUUGCGCUUGGUGUGCACUGAACAGUGUAAAAGCAAAGAGGCAGUUUGUGAAUGAAUGGGCGGCGGAGAUCCCCGGGGGACCGGAGGCAGCCUCGGCCAUAGCCGAGGAGCUGGGCUAUGACCUUUUGGGUCAGAUUGGAUCACUUGAAAACCACUACUUAUUCAAACAUAAAACCCAUCCCCGAAGGUCUCGAAGGAGUGCCUUUCACAUCACCAAGAGAUUAUCUGAUGAUGAUCGUGUGAUAUGGGCUGAACAACAGUAUGGAAAAGAGAGAAGUAAACGUUCAGUUCGAAGAGACUCAGCACUAAAUCUCUUCAAUGAUCCAAUGUGGAAUCAGCAGUGGUACUUGCAAGAUACUAGGAUGACCGCAGCCCUGCCCAAGUUGGAUCUCCAUGUGAUACCUGUUUGGCAAAAAGGCAUCACAGGCAAAGGGGUUGUUAUCACUGUACUGGAUGAUGGCCUGGAGUGGAAUCACACAGACAUCUAUGACAAUUAUGAUCCAGAGGCUAGCUAUGAUUUUAACGAUAAUGACCAUGAUCCAUUUCCCAGAUAUGAUCCCACAAAUGAGAACAAACAUGGGACCAGAUGUGCAGGAGAAAUUGCCAUGCAAGCAAAUAAUCACAAGUGCGGGGUUGGAGUUGCAUACAAUUCCAAAGUCGGAGGCAUAAGAAUGUUGGAUGGCAUUGUGACCGAUGCUAUUGAAGCCAGUUCAAUUGGAUUCAAUCCCGGACACGUGGAUAUUUACAGUGCGAGCUGGGGCCCAAAUGAUGAUGGGAAAACUGUGGAGGGGCCUGGCCGACUAGCUCAGAAGGCUUUUGAAUAUGGUGUCAAACAGGGGAGACAAGGAAAGGGCUCCAUCUUCGUCUGGGCUUCUGGGAAUGGGGGGCGUCAGGGAGAUAACUGCGACUGUGACGGGUACACGGACAGCAUCUACACCAUCUCCAUCAGCAGUGCCUCACAGCAAGGCCUGUCCCCUUGGUACGCCGAGAAGUGCUCCUCCACUCUGGCCACCUCCUAUAGCAGCGGCGAUUACACCGACCAGCGAAUCACGAGCGCUGACCUGCACAAUGACUGUACAGAGACCCACACGGGCACCUCGGCCUCGGCACCCCUGGCUGCUGGCAUCUUCGCUCUGGCCCUGGAAACAAAUCCAAAUCUCACCUGGCGAGAUAUGCAGCAUUUGGUUGUCUGGACCUCUGAGUAUGACCCACUGGCCAAUAACCCUGGAUGGAAAAAGAAUGGAGCAGGCUUGAUGGUGAAUAGUCGAUUUGGAUUUGGUUUGCUAAAUGCCAAAGCUCUGGUGGAUUUAGCUGAUCCCAGGACCUGGAGCAGUGUGCCUGAGAAGAAAGAGUGUGUUGUGAAGGACAAUGACUUUGAGCCCAGAGCCCUGAAAGCUAAUGGAGAAGUUAUCAUUGAAAUUCCAACAAGAGCUUGUGAAGGACAAGAAAAUGCUAUCAAGUCCCUGGAACAUGUGCAAUUUGAAGCAACAAUUGAAUAUUCCCGCAGAGGAGACCUUCAUGUCACACUCACUUCUGCUGCCGGAACCAGCACUGUACUGUUGGCUGAAAGAGAGCGGGAUACAUCUCCUAAUGGCUUUAAGAAUUGGGACUUCAUGUCUGUUCACACAUGGGGAGAGAAUCCCAUAGGUACCUGGACUUUGCGAAUUACAGACAUGUCUGGAAGACUGGAAAAUGAAGGAAGAAUUGUGAACUGGAAGCUCAUUCUGCAUGGGACCUCUUCUCAGCCGGAACACACGAAACAGCCUCGUGUGUACACGUCCUACAACACGGUUCAGAAUGACAGAAGAGGGGUGGAGAAGACAGCGGACUCCGGGGAGGAGCAUCCCACACAAGAGAAUCUGAUCAAGAAGCCCCUGGCAUCAAAAAGCCCCAGCGGCGGCAGCAUGGGGGGCAGAAGGGAUCAGCUGGCAGACGGAGCCCAUUCCGAGGCCAUGCUGCGACUCUUACAAAGUGCUUUCAGCAAAAACUCACCCCCACAGCAAUCACCAAAGAAGUCGCCAAGUGCAAAGCUCAACAUCCCUUAUGAAAAUUUCUACGAAGCCCUGGAAAAGCUGAACAAACCUUCCCAGCUUAAAGACUCUGAGGACAGUCUGUAUACCGACUAUGUGGAUGUUUUCUAUAACACGAAACCUUACAAGCACAGAGACGACCGGCUGCUACAAGCGCUGGUGGACAUUCUGAGGGAGGAAAAUUAAAAUAAGGGUGUGGCCCUGAGUUGGAAAUAUUCAUGCUUCUUCCUUCUCUUUAGAUUUUGCCUGUGUCUGAUGUGGUUGUUUUUGUCAUGGAUUCUUAUGCUUAUAAUAUCCUUUGUGGUACUUUUUCUUUUUCUCUCCAAACUGGACAUUUGAAAGUGAUGAGCUCAAGCAGUAAAUCCAACUUCCUGAAUUAAUCGUAGCUCUUUCACGACACAUCUUCCCUGCCUGCACGAGUCAAAUGUUUUGUUCUUUCUGGAGCCACAGUUCACACACCACAUUAGAACGCCUCCUUGGGCCCUCCCAUUUCAUUUCUCAAAUGAAGAGGCAUAACCUGGGCAAUAGAUUAAUUUGAAGAAGUAAUCUGCAAAGAAUGAGAGAGAAAGAAAACUGUCCCUAUAGCUUGUCCCCUGUCUUUGCCAUGUGGUUCUUCUAAUUUUGGUGCCAAAGGAGGAUCUGGAAAGUCUCUAAUAAAGAGUUCACAAUUCGACCCAUUCUCUAGGCUUCUUUACUCCAAAGUACUACUCAUUCAGGGAGAGACCAUCUGGUCAUUUUAGGUAAAAGAUGGGUUAUUUAGAUCCAGAAACAGACCUUGAAAUCUGCAUUAUCUGAUUUGAGCAAUUUUAGAGCAUUCUUCUUUGCUCUGUGUGCCAUGGAGAGUCCUCUGUGGAGCUAAAGGCCACUGUGGCUCAUGCUGCGUGCUCUGUUCUUCCUCUAUUUCCCCUUCUGAAGGUUCUCCUUACCUGUCUUCUUUCUCAGCUGCAAACUAAGUACCGAGAGAACUAAUUUAUACUACUUUCUUAGAACAAACUUAUACUUGGGACUUAGCAAAUUCCUAGUCAUAAUUUUUUUUAACAAUAAUAAUAGAAAACCACUCAUAACAUGGAGAACCAAUGUAACGAUAAGAAAAUAUUCAUAGUAGGGAGAGCCAAUGGGAGGUUUUGUUUGUUUUUUAAGUUGUAUUCAUUAGAACAGGUUUUUCUGGAUCUUUGAAACUGAGUGUUCAUUCCUUGACACUAAAGGCUCUUCCCUAGUCUUACAGCUGAUAGCAUCUAAGCUUCGACUCAGAGGACUCAAGCUGGCAGCCCACAGGCCAAAUUUGUCCCUCAGGUAGAUUUUGUUUGGCAUGUAAAAUGUUUUUAAAAUGUGAGUGAUUAUUGAAAAUAUGAGAUCUCACAUUUCUGAUUCUCAGACCCAUCUUCCCUCAUGGCAACAGUUGGCUGGAGCUGAGUAGCAGCUGCCCAGCUAGACUUGAGUGCCAGGUCCCCAUGGCACUCUGCUCCAUGCUGCUUAAAGUGGCCACCUUACCGGCGAGCACUCGGUAGGCAUUUGAUUUUGCCCACUCCUGCACUAAACGAACAUGUACAACAUGUAAAUGCAUUAGGAAAAAAAUAUCCUUGACUUCUUUCAGGCAGGAUCUGUAUGGUAACCAAUAAUUACAAGAAUUUGCAAUGACCUAAUUAAUUUAUAGGCAAAAAUAAAAAGGUAUUUUAGACCCCCGAAAGUACCUGUAAAAUCUAGCCUGACAUAUUCGUUUAACCUCCCCUCACUUGGAUGCUCAUUGACACUAAUUCAUUAGCUGCCAGCCCACUAGCUUCCCAUUCUCUCUAUGCUCACAAGGGCUCUAGUCCCCUGCAAUGCUGGCAUUCUCCCGUUGAGUUUGCUGUGUGCAAUUCUUCCAUGAAGUUUGAACUUCCUAAGACCACACAUGAACCAGACCAAGAAGAGAACUGCAAUGAACUAGACCAGGAAGAGAACACUAGAGUCUGUCAUUUGCUUUGGUUUGAAGUGUGGUUGGUAAGACAAACUUUCACCCCCUAUUCUACCGUUUAAAUUUGUGCAGAACAAGGGCUUUCCAGAGCAUACUCAUGAUGCUUAGAGGAUGUUCUCCUAAAAGAAUUACAGUACCACUCUGUCCUUGGAAGUUUCACAUGUUGUUUGAUAUAAGGUGUUGGAUAGAAUUUUGAAUAUGAUAGCACGUCAAAAAAUUUGAAAGCUGAAAAGGACCAGAGAGUUAUUAGGAACAUUUUCAACUAAAAAACAAAGCUAAAGCCAAUAAAAAGUAAUAAAUGAAAACUCACCCUUUCCCCAUUCCUAAUUGAGUGCCAGUUGUAGGAAACCUUCUUUUUCAUCCUUCUAACAGUAUCUUUUCCUGCUUAAAACCCCAACCAACUCAUUGGAUUAUAGCCAAAGGUUCACUCUAGAGAAGCUUUAAAGUUUAAAUAAAGUCAUGGUUGAAUGUUUCCAACGUGGAGAAUAUUGUUUGGACAUAAAAUAUUUUUGUCAGUCUUUCUUAGUGCCUGUGUGGAUUUUUGUGAAAAUAUAAAAGAAGAAACUUAUAUAAUAUUUCCCUCGGAAUUUUGAACUAUAUUUUCUUUACAGGUAUUUAUAAUGUACCAAUGCUUUUAUCAAACAGAAUUUUAAAAGGCAUAAUAAAUUAUAUUAAAGGACCAAAAUUUUCCUGAGAAUAAGAAAGUUUCAUUCAAUAAAAUAUUUUUUGAAAGGCAUGUUCCUCUGUCAGUGAAAAAAAGUGUAAUAUGUAUGUGUUGUGAUAUUAAAAGUGACAUUUGUCUAUAGCUUAAUACAAUGUGUAGCUGAGUUUUACGUGUGUAGUCUCAGUACUCUUAAGGGAACUCCUAUAUUAUACACUUGAUGUAUUAACCAGAAUAUGUAAAAUAUGCUUAUA
Diceros bicornis minor is the source of this 5150-nucleotide messenger RNA. It is a transcript of the gene PCSK1, whose product is annotated as proprotein convertase subtilisin/kexin type 1. NCBI's taxonomy places the organism in Eukaryota, Metazoa, Chordata, Mammalia, Perissodactyla, Rhinocerotidae. The record is from RefSeq and is a predicted model, not a curated record. Gene Ontology annotation, molecular function: serine-type endopeptidase activity. Gene Ontology annotation, cellular component: Golgi membrane; trans-Golgi network. Gene Ontology annotation, biological process: protein processing. The transcript has 14 exons. The coding region runs from base 206 to 2467 and encodes 753 amino acids.